AUGGGGGGCUCAAGUGAGAGUACUUCAAUAGGGGUAGAACAACCUCAAGUAGAUGACGUAUGUAAUGAAAGGCUGGGGCUUGAAGAUGGAAGAAUACACAAGGUGGAGUUGGAAGUUGCUGAAAUGGAUUUCAAGUUGAAGUAUGAAAGGAAGCUGAAUGAGCUAUGCUUGAAGAUGGUUUCAGAGUUAGAUAGGAUGAACAAUGAAAUUAGGUAUGUUAGUUGGUCAGCUAAAGUCAUAGUUGGUGCUUGUGAACAGCUAAACAUGGUGGUGGGUGGCGGUUCCUACCCCGAUACAAUGACCCGGUUCGCAUUCAACAACAACGCCACCCAUUACGACGGUUUGACGCCGUGCGACUCCGUCAAGAAGAAGAGGGGCCGUCCGAGGAAGUACUCGCCUUCGCCAGCUGGCAACAUCGCUUUGGGUUUGACUCCCACACAUGUGUCUUGUGCUUCUUCCGCACCCUCCACUGAACCUCUGGCCAAGAAGAAUAGGGGAAGACCCUCUGGCUCUGUAAAGAAGCAGCUUAACGCGCUUGGAACUGGUGGGACUGGUUUUACUCCUCAUGUAAUCUUGGUUGAUACUGGCGAGGACAUUGCUGCAAAAAUUAUGGCCUUUUGUCAACAAGGACCCCGGACAGUUUGCAUUCUUUCUGCUAAUGGUGCAAUCUGCAAUGUCACCCUUAGACAGCCAGCAGUGUCUGGGGGUACUGUGACAUAUGAGGACAAAUUUGAGAUUAUAUCCCUUUCAGGUUCUUUACUACUAUCUGAAAAUAAUAGUGGUUGCAGCAGAACGGGUGGCUUGAGUGUUGUCAUCGCAAGGUCUGAUGGACUAGUAUUGGGUGGCGGAGUUGCUGGAAUGCUUACUGCUGCAUCACCAGUACAGGUCAUUGUGGGUAGCUUUAUUGCGGAUAGCAAAAAGUCUAGCUCAAAUAACCUGAAAUCUGGGCCAUCUACGACGCCAUCAUCCCAAAUGUUAACUUUUGAUGCUACUAUGACUCCAAGCAGUCCUAUCUCUCAAGGGCCUUCCAAUGAGUACUCUGAUGACAAUGAUAAUAGUCCUUUUAGUAGGGGGCCUGGACUCUACAAUAAUGCUAGUCAGCCCACUUAUAUUAUGCCAGCGUACCAUCAUCAAUUGUGGGCUGGCCAAACUCAGCAGUGA
Gastrolobium bilobum is the source of this 1161-nucleotide messenger RNA. RefSeq names its product AT-hook motif nuclear-localized protein 10-like. Gene Ontology annotation, molecular function: minor groove of adenine-thymine-rich DNA binding. The transcript is spliced from 7 exons. NCBI's taxonomy places the organism in Eukaryota, Viridiplantae, Streptophyta, Magnoliopsida, Fabales, Fabaceae. The record is from RefSeq and is a predicted model, not a curated record. Bases 1 to 1161 code for a protein of 386 amino acids.